AUGGUACUGGCGAUUGAGCUUACAUUCUACCCAUUUUUCGCAUUGAUUUGGGUAUCAAAAUUAUACUGUGGCUCUGUCACAGUUGUUAUCUUGCUAAUCGGGAUGAGGACGGAGCUUCAGAUAUUGUUGCAAUACUAUGGUUGUCUAACGAAUUUCAUGGUUACGCUGCAACCCAUUUACGAAAAGCUCUUUUUCAUCAUCUACUAUCAGUCCCUCGUCGUGGCAGGGACAGUGUCGUACGUGAUCAUAAGGGAAGAGUUUGAUCUGUGCAGUGUUGCCAUCAUACUGUGCACGUCGAUUUCCAUUUUGGAAUGCUACUGGUGGUGCCAUCUGGUGGAUACCUUCAAGGAGCUGAACGAAACCAUUGCUGGAAGCUUGCUCGGCCAGUGCUGCCAGCUACCAUACUCGGCUGAUCGUCACUCGGAAUACCUCCAGAUGCGAAGCACUUUCAUGAUUGUCGCCAAUAUUUCACGCCACAGUGUUGCGUUUAGCUGCUGGGGAGUGUUUGAAAUUUCAACGGCGGUUUUUGCCAAAUUGCUAAACAUUAGUUACUCAGUGCUGAUGUUUCUCAUAAAUGUUUACGAUGGGGGGAACUUGGUGUAA
Culex pipiens pallens (northern house mosquito) is the source of this 603-nucleotide messenger RNA. RefSeq lists its product as uncharacterized. The transcript has 3 exons. NCBI's taxonomy places the organism in Eukaryota, Metazoa, Arthropoda, Insecta, Diptera, Culicidae. The record is from RefSeq and is a predicted model, not a curated record. The coding region runs from base 1 to 603 and encodes 200 amino acids.